Molecule: messenger RNA, 1730 nt
Organism: Hevea brasiliensis (rubber tree)
Lineage: Eukaryota; Viridiplantae; Streptophyta; Magnoliopsida; Malpighiales; Euphorbiaceae
Exons: 10
Coding region: 137-1420 (427 amino acids)
Biological process (GO): translation
Cellular component (GO): large ribosomal subunit
Molecular function (GO): structural constituent of ribosome; RNA binding
Source: RefSeq, a predicted model, not a curated record
CUUCUCCCACUUUCCAAACAGGCCAUUGCUCUUCACUCAUUGGUUGAACACUUAAACCUCAGAAGCCGAAACCACCUAAAACCCCAAAAUUUUCUUCUAUUCGCACUCCAUUGUUAGCACUUAGCAGCCAGCAGCCAUGAAGAAGCUUACUCUUUCUCCAGCUCGUAGUUUUUGCCGGUCCAAAUCCUCCUCUCUACUCCGCUCCUCUGCAUUGAGAUGGCUUUCUUCUGAUUCAAAAUCAAUUCCAGAUCAAUCAUCUCAAUCUGUGGCUAUCCAGCCAGUAUCUUACCCUGUAAAGCCUAAAGACGAGGCACCUUCAAAUGAAAACGAAACCCCUUCUCAACAACAGGUGGCUUCCCAAUCACCACCAUCACAAGAAGAGCAACAACAACAGUUUCCUAGAAGAACCCAAGAAUCACCAUAUCAAGAAUCCCGGAUGCGUUGGACUCGGGAGGACAUCCGAUACGUCAAAGAUGCGCCUUCAAUAUCCCCUGUAUCCUAUCCAGCACGCGUUGCUCCACUACCGGAGGAUAGGGUUGACGCUGAAGGUGGAGGAGGAAAAGCUGCGGCGGAUGAUAUGGAUAGAGAGAGUAGGAGGAUUGAGGCGGAGAACCGGGGGCUUAGGAGGAUAUUUAGGGUUGCGGAAGAGGAGGAGAAAGUGGUAGUGCCUUUCCCUAGAUUGAUCCUGCCAGAGAAGAAGGAAAAGAGACCACUUUUUGAUUUGAUGGAUGCUAUUAGACAAGUCAAGACUAAUGCAAGGACUGCUUUCGAUGAGACUGUUGAAGCACACGUAAGAUUGGGCAUUGCUAAAUCUCGUUCUGAUAUGAUUGUUCGUGGUACAUUGACUCUGCCUCAUGGUGGUAAGAAGGCUAUCAGGAUAGCUGUCUUUGCUGAAGGGGCAGAUGCAGAUGAAGCUAGAGCUGCAGGAGCUGAUGUUGUUGGUGGUAAUGAACUUAUCGAUGAAAUUGCUAGUGCUGGCAAGAUUGACGUUGACAAGUGUUUUGCAACUAUUAAAUUGUAUCCCCGCGUAGCAAAGCUAGCAAGGAUUCUUAAUCGUUAUGGACUUAUGCCAGAUUCGAAACAAGGAACAGUGGUCAGUGAUGUUUCUAGGGCUGUGAAAGAUGCAAAAAAGGAUCAAAUUAAGUUUAAAAUGGACAAAACAUCAAUCGUGCAUGUGGGUCUUGGAAAGUUGCAAUAUUAUCCACAGGCGAGUUUCACAGAGGAAUCUUUGCGUGAGAAUGUUGGAGCAUUUAUGAAUGCACUUUUGCAAGCAAAGCCUGCAGGCCUUAAGAAGACUUCCAAAUAUGCUGGGUAUGUGAACAGCUUCCAUAUAUGCAGCACGAUGGGACCAGGGUUCCCUGUUUCAAUACAGUCAUUAUCCAAGGCCGUGGAUCACUACAACAAAGCGCUCCUUAAGUAAUGUGGUUGCCGCAAAUUUCCGGCAUUAUUCUGUGUCUCUAUUUGUCUUUCCUUCCCAUUAUCAGGUGUUGACACUAGUAAAAAACAGUUGGGGGCAGCUAGGAUUAGCAUGGGAGUCAUUUCAUUUUUGCACUCAUUUUGUUCUUAAUGCUUUCAUCUGAAGCUUUGGCGUUGAGCCAUUGGCAUCCAUCGUCUUGAGUUCAAGCAGAUCCAACAGCGAUUAUUAUUAUUACUAUUAAAUAACACUCUUCUUGAGAAUGUCAACGCCAAGACAUUACCGAUGUUAUACCAUAAGCACUGAUUGAUUUGCA